AUGCUUAUGGACACCACAUGGAAUAGGUCCAGAUUCGACAUGCAGACAUUAGCGGGGAUCCGGAAGAAUAUACACCGCACAUCUUUCUCGUCGGCCGUUAUGCAUGAUGUGGAUAUUACUUCAUCGCCCAACCUUUUGGCCAAAAGGGGCCAUAUAAUGCCAAUAUAUAUGAAAAUUGUCCACCGAUGGGGGAUCUCACCAUCGGUGGCGGUAUUUCACCACCGUGCAGCAUAA
This is a messenger RNA of Morchella sextelata, 234 nucleotides long. RefSeq lists its product as uncharacterized. Lineage: Eukaryota; Fungi; Ascomycota; Pezizomycetes; Pezizales; Morchellaceae. The record is from RefSeq and is a predicted model, not a curated record. The transcript is spliced from 6 exons. The coding region runs from base 1 to 234 and encodes 77 amino acids.